This is a messenger RNA of Auxenochlorella protothecoides, 234 nucleotides long. Its product is annotated as putative small nuclear ribonucleoprotein G. Bases 1 to 234 code for a protein of 77 amino acids. The transcript is spliced from 2 exons. Gene Ontology annotation, cellular component: U1 snRNP; catalytic step 2 spliceosome; P granule. Gene Ontology annotation, molecular function: RNA binding. The record is from RefSeq and is a predicted model, not a curated record. Gene Ontology annotation, biological process: spliceosomal snRNP assembly; mRNA splicing, via spliceosome. NCBI's taxonomy places the organism in Eukaryota, Viridiplantae, Chlorophyta, Trebouxiophyceae, Chlorellales, Chlorellaceae.
AUGCUGCAGGUGAAAAUUCAACCCCCGGAGCUAAAGGGCUUCAUGGAGAAGAAGCUGAGCAUUCAUCUGAACGCUAACCGGCACGUGACGGGAGUGCUGCGGGGGUUCGACCAAUUCAUGAACCUUGUGCUGGACAACACUGUGGACGAGAAGCUGAAGGUUGACAUUGGCAUGGUCGUAAUCCGGGGAAACAGCAUUGCCACGAUUGAGGCCCUUGAAGCCAUUGGCGAGUAG